AGGGGAAAUAAAGGGGGGCAGAACUACUAGGAAGGUGUAAAUCAUUAAGGUGUAAAAUGGGACAUGUACAUAGUACGGAAAGACAGCUGUUUGUAGCUAUGGUUAAGACAUUGCUAAAAAGCCAAAAUAUAUCUGUAACCACUAAACAAGUGGGUGGAUUUUUAGAAUUUAUUGAUACUGUAUGCCCUUGGUUUCCAAAUAAAGGCACUAUUAACUUGGAAACCUGGAAUAGGGUUGGUGAAAAUAUUAAAGGUUAUUAUGCUGCUAAUGGUCCUGACAAGAUUCCUAUAGAUGAUUUCCCUUUAUGGACUUUAAUUAAAGAAUGUUUGCAAGGCGAUACCGAAUAUGAUAAAUGGCAACGGCAAACACAUCCUCGAUCUCGCUCAGCAGACUCAGGUUUAAAACCUUCUGCUUCUACUGCUUCUACUUCCCUUCCUUCUGCUCCUCCUGAAUAUCCAUCAAUUAGUGAAGGUUUGGAAAAUUCUCAAAAAUCUGAUUUUAAGAAUCCUUUUCUCAUGUAUUCUAAAGUGAGAGGUAAAAAAUGCCGACCAUUAGUACAAAAUAAUGAAAUACCUAAAUCAGAAGAAUUAUCUUCUGAUGAAGAGGCUGAAUUAGAAAGAGAAGCUGCUCAAUAUCAUCACGAUAGUGAUGAAGUAUUUGUCCAAGUACCUUUUAAAUCAAAACGACAGCAAAAGACUUUAAAGCAACCUAUUGUUUUACCCGCAAUAGAGGCUGGUAAGCGUCCUCCUCCACCUGACAUUUAUCAUCAAAUACCAUCUCAUUCACCUUUGCAGUUAUCAUUAUUGCAAGCUAAACAACAAGGUGAAGAUGUAAGUGGUUUUUCAAAAAUAUUACAUGCUUAUCCUAUAACAUAUGCUCCUCACCCGACUCAGGCUAAUGUUCGUUUAGCCACUUAUACAUCAAUUCCGUUUAAAAAUCUCAAAGAAUUAAAAACUGCCACUGCUCAGUAUGGAGCAACAGCCCCAUAUACUACUGCAAUUUUAGAAACAUUAGCAGCUGAAGUCCUUCCUCCAUGGGAUUGGAAAGGUUUAACUAAAGCUACUCUAUCUGGGGGAGAAUAUCUCUUAUGGCUUACAGACUUUACGGAUUCUUGUCAAGAUUAUUCUCAAAAACCGCUUUUUCGCCAACAGGGAAUUACUUAUGAAAUGUUAACUGGAACAGGGCAACAUGUUGAUUUAGCUCAACAAUUAACUUACCCUGCUGCGGCGUAUGAUGCUAUUCGAGAAAUUGGCUUGAAAGCCUGGAAAGGAUUACCUAGACAUGGGACAUCUAGGGAAGAGUUAACAAAAGUCCGACAGGGACCAGAUGAACCUUAUCACGAUUUUGUAUCUCGCUUAUUACAAACAUCAGCUAGGCUCAUACAAGACACUGAUUCAGCUAUGAUUUUAGUUAAAGAGCUAGCAUAUGAAAAUGCUAAUAAUAUCUGUCAAUCCAUAUUACGGCCUUGGAAAAAUAAAUCCACGUUAAAUGAUUAUAUCAGACUGUAGUGGGUCUGGGACGGUAGUGAUUUUCCACAGCAGCUCCUGCAGUGCUGUGCUUACUGUUGAUAUCAAUAUUAUGACUACCGCUUGCACAACAUCGGGGCUGUCCCUCCAGCAUUCCUUCCCCCACCUUCACCAAUAGCUGUGAGUGGGCAUGAUCUUGGGAGGGACUAUGGCCAGGACAGCUGACCCAGGCUGACCAAGGAGAUAUUCCAUACCAUAUGACGUCAGCUCAGUAAUAUAAACUGGGGGAAAGGAGCAGGAAGGGGAGGCGAGAUUCAUUUCUGGCCUUCCCAAAGCAACCGCUACGCGUACUGAAGCCCUGCUUCUCGGGAGGUGGCCGGACAUCGCUGCUGAUGGGAAGUAGAGAGUAACAGCUUAUCUGCUUCUGCUUUGCUUCCCGCGCGCGCGGCUUUGCUGCUUAUUUAUUAAACUGCUUUUAUCUCAACCCACGAGAUUCCCAUCUUAUUUUCUCCCCUUCCCUGGCUUGCUGAGGAGGUGGGGGAUAGAGCGGUGUGGUGGGCACCUGGCAUCCAGCCAGGCUCAAACUACCACACAGACUAUGCUCUGAUGUUAGUUCUGGAUAUAUUCAAGGUGUAGUUACUGCUGCGGCACAACAGGGUAAACCUGUUGAACAAGUUCUGGCUGCAAUGCAACUUAAGAAAAACAGACGAGUUGCAGGCCCCCCUGGUAGUUGUUUUCAUUGCGGUCAAAUGGGGCAUCAAGUACGUCAAUGUCCUAAUAAAAAGAUUCCAAGUAAUAAUGGAAAAAAUCUAGGUUUAUGCCCAAAAUGCAAAAAGGGUAAUCAUUGGGCUAAUGAAUGCCGAUCUAAAUAUGAUAAGAAUGGAAAUUCUUUGACACAGCCGGGAAACUUUUCAAUGGGCUUGCCCCGGGCCCGCCCAAACAAACAGGGGAUGUAUCCUGUGCAGGUGCAAACCUC
Colius striatus (speckled mousebird) is the source of this 2442-nucleotide messenger RNA. RefSeq names its product endogenous retrovirus group K member 10 Gag polyprotein-like. The record is from RefSeq and is a predicted model, not a curated record. Gene Ontology annotation, biological process: viral process. Gene Ontology annotation, molecular function: structural molecule activity. The transcript has a single exon. Lineage: Eukaryota; Metazoa; Chordata; Aves; Coliiformes; Coliidae. Bases 57 to 1508 code for a protein of 483 amino acids.